This is a messenger RNA of Galeopterus variegatus (Sunda flying lemur), 2624 nucleotides long. Its product is annotated as centromere protein F-like. Gene Ontology annotation, molecular function: transcription factor binding; dynein complex binding; microtubule binding. Gene Ontology annotation, biological process: metaphase chromosome alignment; regulation of G2/M transition of mitotic cell cycle; mitotic cell cycle. Gene Ontology annotation, cellular component: spindle pole; chromosome, centromeric region; nucleus. The record is from RefSeq and is a predicted model, not a curated record. NCBI's taxonomy places the organism in Eukaryota, Metazoa, Chordata, Mammalia, Dermoptera, Cynocephalidae. The transcript has 2 exons. The annotation marks the transcript as partial.
GCUGUUCGGGGCCAAAACAAUAGCUGUGACAUAAAAGAAUCAGAAGAAUAUGCUUCAGAAACUGCAGAGAGAGCACCCAAGCAUGGCAUUCAUCAGAUUUGUGGUGAAGAUGUCCAGCAAGACCUCAGUCCAGAGACUGAGGAAAUAAGCGAGACUGGGGCAGUUGAACUUGCAAGAGAGCGGUCCUGGGAGCCCUCCUCAGAAACCAACUGUGAGGCUCCAGCAGAAGAUAAAACCCAGGGCUGUGCAGACUGCAUUUCUGAAUUGUUGUUUUCUGGUCCUAAUGCUUUGGUACCCAUGGAUUUUCUGGGGAAUCAGGUAGCCAUCCAGAAUCUCCAGCUGCAAGUGAAAGAGACAUCAAGUGAAAAUUUGAGAUUACUUCAUGUGAUAGAGGACCGUGAGAAAAGACUUGGAAGUUUGCUAAAUAAAAUAAAAGAGUUAGAUUCAAAACUCGACUUACAGGAAGUACAACUAACAACCAAGACAGAAGCCUGCAGAGAACUGGAAAAAGUAGUUGAGAAACUUAAGAAAGAAAAUUCAGAUUUAAGUGAAAAAUUGCAAUCCUUUUCUUGUGAUAACCGGGAGUUAUACCAGAGAGUAGAAACUUUGGAAGGCCCCAAUUCACGAUUGGACACAGGCACAGAUAAAUCGUCAUAUGGAGUUAUUGAAGAUAAUAUAGCCAAGGUGAAUGGCAAUUGGAAGGAGAGAUUUCUUAAUGUGGAAAAUGAGCUGAACAGGAAAAAAUCAGAGAACGCUAGCAUUGAACACCACAUUCUCUCUGGGGAGGCUGACUUAGUACCAGUUCAAGUGGAGAAGCUAAGUUUAGAGGACAAUGAAAAUAAGCAGAACGUUAUUGUCUCUUUUGAAGAAGAACUCCGUGUGGUCACAAGGGAAAGAAACCGACUUCAUGGAGAGUUGGAUGCUGUGUCAAAACAAAACAAAGACCUGGACCGGAUGUCUGCAAUGAUGAGGGAGAAAAUACAAGAGCUGGAGUCUCAUCAAGGAGAGUGUCUCCGUCAUGUUCAGGAGGUGGAGGCCGAGGUAAAGGAGAAAACAGGGCUCCUUCAGACUCUGUCCUCCCGGGUGAGCGAGCUGUCGAAAGAUAAAGCUCAUCUCCAGGAGCAGCUGCAGAGCCUGGAAGAGGACUCACAGGCACUGUCUUUGGUAAAAUGCGAGCUGGAAAACCAGGUUGGACAACUGAGUAAGGAAAAAGAAUCACUUAUCAGGGAAGCUGAAAGCCUGCAGGCCAAGCUGAGUGAAUUGGAGCAGGAGAAGCAGAACAUCGCCAGGGCCUUGGAGUCCACUCUCUUGGAGAAAGGCGAGUUUGUGGGGAGGCUGAGCUCCACACAGGAGGAAGCGCAUCAGCUGAGAAGAAGCAUUGAGAAACUGAGAGUCCGCAUCGAGGCUGAUGAGAAGCAGCAGAUCCAGGUCACAGAGAAACUGAAAGAAAGCGAACGCGAGAAAGACUCGCUGAAGGAUAAAGUUGAGAACCUUGAAAGGGAAUUGCAGAUGGCAGAGGAAAACCAAGAGCUGGUGAUUCUUGAUGCCGAGAAUGCCAAAGCAGAGGUAGAGACCCUGAAAGUACAAAUAGAAGAGAUGGCCGGAAGCCUGAAACUUUUAGAAUUAGACCUUGUCACGGUGAGAUCUGAAAAAGAAAAUCUGACGAAGCAACUGCAGGACACACAAGGUCAAGUGUCGGAGCUAGACAUGUUGCUCUCAUCCUGUAAGAGUCUAUUGGAAGAAAAGGAGCAAGCGAAAAUACAGGUGGAAGAAGAAUCUAAAGCGGCAGUGGUGAUGCUUCAGAUGCAGUUGAGAGAACUAAAUGAGGAAGUGGCAGCCUUGUGUCACGACCAAGACGGCUGGAAGGCCGGAGGACAGAGUCGUGACCCAGCGGUGGAGGAAGUGCAUCAGCUGAGGCACAGCAUCAAGAAGCUGAAAGUCCACAUAGAAGCUGAUGAAAAGCAGCAGCUCCAUGUUUUAGAACAACUGAAGGAAAGCGAGUGCCGUGCAGAUGUGCUGAAGGGUAAAGUUGAGAACCUUGAAAGAGAACUAGAGAUAUCAGGGAAAAACCAAGAGCACGCGGUUCUCCAGGCUGAGAAUUCCAAGGUGGAGGUAGAGAACCUGAAAGCAAAAACCAGAGAGAUGGCCCAGAACCUGAGAGAUCUGGAAUUAGACCUUGUUCAUAUAAGGUCCGAGAAAGAAAGUCUGACACAAGAAUUACAAAAAGAGCAAGAGCGAGUAUCUGAACUAGGAAUACUAAAGUCUUCCUUUGAAAGUCUUGUGCAAGAAAAAGAGCAAGAACAAGUACGGAUGAAAGAAGAAUCUAAAAUCGCGGUGGAGAUGCUUCAAACACAAGUAAAAGAGCUCAGUGAGGAAGUGGCAGCUCUGUAUAGUGACCAAGAGACCUGUAAGGCCAAAGAACAGAAUCUCAGUAGUCAACUAGGUUAUCUUGAACGUGAAAAGACUCAGUUGCUAGAAGGCCUUGAUGAGGCCAAAAAUGAUUAUAUUAUCUUGCAGUCUUCUGUGAAUGGCCUCAUUCAAGAAGUACAAGAUGGCAAAGUGAAACUAGAGAGGAAGGAAGAAGAAAUCAGCAGACUGAAACAUCAAAUCCAGGACCAGGAGCA